GCCACUUGUUGUGUACAUCUUUGUCACACCAGGAAGCUGGGACUUUAUUACUUAACAGGAACAAAGCAGUGAGGAGUGGACCAGCUGCAAGAUGCAGGGCUUAGUCUGGCUGACCCUUUUUUCUGUCUUUUGUGUUUUUUCUACCAAAGAAGCUGCAGCAACGUUAGCAUUCUUCGAGGAUGAAGUAGAAUUGGAAUACGGUGAAAGUCUUGAUGAAGAUGCUGAGUUAUAUAUUUCUGGACCAGAAUAUCCAGUACUGGAAGGAGAUUCUGUGACUUUGGAAUGCUUAUCUGCCAAUUACACAAACCUGUCGAAUUUUACCUUCCAGAAAUACCUCCGGUAUAUGAAGAGAUGGAUGGACGUUGACACCAGAUAUUAUUACAGAUGUUGGUACUAUAAUCUGAACGUGACUCGCCCCGAAGGCCGCCUUAUCCUGAACAUCAACGAGCUCUACAACUGGCAGAGCGGUCCUUACCGUUGUAUAAGCAAGACCAAUGUGACCGAUGAUAUCAUCAUGUCAGAAAACUUCUCCAUACCGGUGGCCUAUAUGCAUGACAUAUACUUCCAACAAACCGAUUCCUGGCAACUCAGUACUUCAUCGGAUGUUCUGUAUGUCGAAGAAGGUUCUGAUCUGAAGAUUAAAUGCACAGCUCCUGCUUCAUCAGAACCAGAAUAUAUGUGGACUCGGGAGUCCUACGACAUUAGAACACUGGAAGACACCUUGGUCCUUGAGAAUGUUGGAGUGGAGGAUUCUGGGAACUAUACCUGCAAGGCUCAAAGUCUGGGCUACUAUAACCUUGUGAAGUCAAAAAGCAUUCAGCUGCGUGUUAUGCCCUUUCAAUCCAGGAUUAAGUUACAUUCAUAUGGCGACUUCAGUUUCCCACAAAUUCUGCUGUAUGUUGCUAUCCCGGCUGGGCUGAUGCUGAUCGCAUUGCUGACUGUCUUCGUCUGUGUUGCUCGUCGCCAUAGGAAUAAUCAGAAAAAGCCACAGAUCAGCCUGGUGUAUGGUGAGAAAUUUAGUCCAAUCUACAAAGGCUGCGUGAAGCCGAUCAAUUCCAAAGAGCAAGACACCCAGCCACUUGUUGCCUAAUGAUUGCUCUGGCCAAGGGCUGCACGGGACACGAAGCCUCUUCAGCUGUGACCAGCCCUUGUGUCCUGGCAUUCACUAUAACAACGUGCUUUUAUCUGGUGAAAGAUAUUCAUGUAAAGCAAGAUCUCCAAAGAUUGAUCAUACUAAAUUCUGUUCUGUUGUUGUUAUGAAUCAAUGCAAUCAAUGUGUUUUUUUAAAUGUAAUAGAAUCUUAGAAUCAUAUGCCUGUACAACAUAUCUGAUCACUGGCAUUGUUAGUAGCUAACACCAAAAUGUCUGCUUCAUAAAUAUGUCAAUAUGCAUCAUUUACCUUGUAUUUCUGUUGGUUAAAAGGAAAAUGAUUGUACAGCUGUCAACAUACGGUCCUUGUCUCUACAACCAACUUUGUUCAAUCAAGAAUUUGCUUUUCAUUUUAGUUAUGAACGUGGCGGUUAUGUCCUUCUAAUGAGCCGAUAGUGCAAAACGGUGAGUGCCGAAGGUUGCCUACCCCGAGAUAGUCUAUAACCGUUUACUGUAUCUCAAUUGAGUAUCUUUUUUUAUUAAAUACGUUCAGCACUUUCAAUUCAUUACUGGGAUGUAACCCUCCUGCUCAGCUUUAAGUUUCUAUUUUUCCAUUACUAAGAUUUGUACAGAUAAGGACUGUAAAACCUGCUUUUAGUGAAUAAAUGCUUCUCUAAAACAUGUAUUUUAAGAUUUUUUUUCUGUUUUUGCUUUUUUCACUUUAAUUUACCCACUUGUGGAAAAAAUCUAAUUCACAAGACCAGAAUUCUGUUUACCUCUUGGAUGUUGUCCAAAGGCCUAUGAAAUUAUAUUGACGUUUUUUCCAAACUUCCUGUUUAUGGACCGAGUGCCAUGUGGUCAACGUUAGAUUUAGUGAGCAGGUUAACAAAAGAAAAUUUGUUUUGACAGCGGGCAGCGUAUUAUCUGUAGUUGUUAGAAAUAAUAAACUGUUAAGGUCAGAUCUUCCAUUAACUGGGGAUCGUUGUACUUAUGGAUACCAGAAUGAAAUAGAUGCGCUGGGAGACGAGAUGUUCUGCUAGUCUUUCUAUGCUACAUAUCUCUAAUGUUAAUGUUUCUAGAUGGAACCUCUGUUUGUUAGACUGUCAGGUGCUUCAAUCCAAACCAACAUAAUUGUAAGUACGGCCCAGUAGUAGCUUAAAAACA
Pelobates fuscus (common spadefoot toad) is the source of this 2253-nucleotide messenger RNA. RefSeq lists its product as uncharacterized. NCBI's taxonomy places the organism in Eukaryota, Metazoa, Chordata, Amphibia, Anura, Pelobatidae. The record is from RefSeq and is a predicted model, not a curated record. Gene Ontology annotation, cellular component: plasma membrane. Gene Ontology annotation, molecular function: transmembrane signaling receptor activity. The transcript is spliced from 9 exons. Gene Ontology annotation, biological process: cell surface receptor signaling pathway. The coding region runs from base 92 to 1090 and encodes 332 amino acids.